Messenger RNA from Bipolaris maydis ATCC 48331, 414 nucleotides. The record is from RefSeq and is a predicted model, not a curated record. NCBI's taxonomy places the organism in Eukaryota, Fungi, Ascomycota, Dothideomycetes, Pleosporales, Pleosporaceae.
CGACGACAUUGACAACCACCACCACCCCCACAGCACCACUGCGACUGCAUAUACACAACCGCAACCAUGGGUGUCCCAUUCGAGGCUCUGCUGCCCUAUGCUAUCAUGACUGGCUUCUUCGCCUUCAGCGCAGUAUCGGUCGGAAAGCUCCAGGAGAUUCAGAACGGAGGAAAGCGGACGCGACGGGGUAUCGAUGCAUGGGACAGGCAAAUGAUGGAACGCGACCGCCGACUGACAGGCUUCAUGCGUGGCCAGACCGACCAGCCCGUCGCCCCCGCUGGCUUCGAACUCAACAACCCGUGGAGGUGCGAGCAACGAUUCUUCUAGGCCCAUGUACUUCUCUAGCACACCCACGACGCACUUUGUCGAGCGAAACGGACCCGGUAGAUGUUAAGCAAUCAAUUCUUUUCUACU